Messenger RNA from Eremomyces bilateralis CBS 781.70, 6160 nucleotides. RefSeq lists its product as uncharacterized. The coding region runs from base 136 to 6138 and encodes 2000 amino acids. The record is from RefSeq and is a predicted model, not a curated record. The transcript has 2 exons. Gene Ontology annotation, cellular component: anaphase-promoting complex. Gene Ontology annotation, molecular function: molecular adaptor activity. Lineage: Eukaryota; Fungi; Ascomycota; Dothideomycetes; Eremomycetales; Eremomycetaceae. Gene Ontology annotation, biological process: protein K11-linked ubiquitination; anaphase-promoting complex-dependent catabolic process; metaphase/anaphase transition of mitotic cell cycle.
UGCAGUUGUACAAAUUCCUUUCUCGGUCCAGCUGAUACUUUAGAGAAAUAUGAAGGCUCCGGGCAAUGGCCUCCUUUUUUAAUUUGAUUUGAACCCAAGAAACAACUGUCACCCCCAUGCCUCAUCCUGGCUUCGAUGGCGUCUGUUUGCUCUUUGGGGGUUCGCACCCCAUGUGGACUGCCAUAUAUGGUUGCGGAAGGCAUACUCCCAGCUGACCCGGUACCGGAGGACUACCAAUGGCUGACCUAUAAUGAAAAUGGCCAUGAAGAGCUUGGAGAAGAAGAGAUUCUGCAUACGGCGAACUGCGUCGUCUAUUCGCGAGGAGGGUUUGUUCGCAAAGUCUUCAGUUUUGCCGUGGAGCAGCAGGAGAUUCGCCAGGUCUUGCUUACUUGGUUCCCUGUGGAAUUGAACGUUACGCAGAAUACCCUGGAAAGAUGUCCUUCCGUCCAGGAAAUGAAAGAGGAUGUCCCUUCGCAUUCGGCCCCAGAAUCUCUCCUCCAGUCUCGACCUGCGAACCAGACUUCCCAAAUCGACAGUCCUCGAACGCAAGUCUCGUCUCGAUCUCGAGCAUUAGUGGUACUUCUCAAGCUACAGGCACACGUCUUCUACCUUUCUGGUCCAAGCCAUGUUAUCAACUUGCCAUUCGAGGUGGACAAGGCGUUUCCUGCACUGAGGGGCCUAAUUCUUCAGCGAAGACUCCCAAGGUCUACCGAAGCGGCUACUCCACGGGUUCCCAUCGUGCCUCCUAAUUCUUUCUUGUCAUCCUUCUCUCUCACACAACCACAUUCGAGCCCAAGCUUCAGUGACAAUCUGCCCCUAGGAUCCGCAGCGGCACUCUUGAGCAAAUUAUCGAAGUCGUCCAGACAACCUACCACCGACGAUCUUCCACGGCAUUUCACAUUGACAGAUCCUCUCACAGAAGUCGGUUUGAUUGUCUCAUCCCCUCAUGAUCCCCCCGCGUAUGGCUUGGCAUCUUCUCUCUCCUCGACCCGCAGCAAUGCGUUACAGUUCGAGACUUUGGAGAAGUCGGAGAGCAUCCUGUACGUCUCGCAAGAAGAUGACCUGGGCGACAUGAGCCUAGCAGGAUCUACUCCGGUGACCUUGGUUGUCACUGCGAAUUAUGAGCGCCGAUCGUUCACGAUCUGGUUUGGUAGUUAUGUCGAACCCCAAACCACCUCCAAAUUGAACUCGAAAGACUCCCCAUUAGCUUCGGGAAGUAAAUCUCGGCGCCGAAGUUCCCUUGCAACCACGCCAGGCACCGUAACGCCCUCGAUGAGGUCACGGGACGGGCGAGAAAGCUUUGGGGCCACGGCGAGGUAUAAAGGUGCGGCAGCGUCGUUUCAGCAAUCGAUGAAACAAUUCAAGAAUCAGAAGAACCAGAAGGGUAAGCAAAAUGAGGAAGAGAUUUUGGCUUCGCAAUUGGAUCCGGAUUUCAACCCGGGCCAGCAACCGGUCAGACAGUCUCGCCGAGUGAGUUCACUCCUUUCGAGAACAGAUCUCUCCACCAGUUUCGACCGAUCGGCUUUCCAAGACAUGGCCACAGGACACAGUACCAGCGUCUCAGGCGCCCCUACCACCGGACGGAGAGGACACUCUUUCGGAAACCAUCCGGAACGAACCAGUUUCGGUGGCACCGCUCGCUUACGUGCGCGAGCCUCGACCCCGGGCAGCUUUUCACGGCUCAGCAUCGGCCCUUCUAAUGAAGAAAUGUCCGCCGAGACUAACAUAUUUGACGAUAAUGACUUUGAUGAACCGAAUGAGGAAACCAAUGAUCUUAGAAGGAGCGAUUUUGAUGUCCUCGGAUCGCAAAGCCCGCUGGAUGGACUGCUCAAAGAGUUUGUAAUGAACAAGUGCAAAGAAGUUGCCAUGGAUGCUCCUGGGGAGUUUUCGUCCUGGACGAGUUCUGAUAUUGAGAAGUUGGAGCCAAAGGUGUUCACUGAGCUCACUUCUCGACCCUCAAGCGGUUCUUCACAUUGGUCUUCAAAGGUCCUCGUGCACGUUGUGUACAAAGCCCGAGAAGCGCAGCACAUCGAGGUCACAAUUGCUCUUUCCAGUUAUGAAGCAUUGCCCUCAUCAUCACAAGGCGCUGGGGCAAGCUACCCGCAUUCGCUCCGGUUCAAAGCUACCGAUUUGCGGUACUUCAAAGAAGGCAUCGAUGGCUCUCAGUUUCGUGAUGGGAACCUUAUUCAAGCAAUGUCCUUGCUACAUGGGGAGAGUGGUCAACAGUGUCUAUCUCUGAGGUCACUCUGGACUCCCCUGCCGCCCCUCAAGUUCCCUAUUGGCAAAAUGCGCAUUCACAGUCCAUACUCGAUUGCCGACAACCCUCUUUCUUCCCCACGGAAGGAAGGUCAGCGGAGAUAUUUUGAUUCGGUCGGGCCUAUAGUUAAAUUUGGCCAGCGCUCAGGGAACGGUAACAUUGAUUUGAUCGAUUCCUCCGGCAGGUGCCACCGAGUUCAGAUCCGACUGCGUCUUCAAAGUGCAUUCGUCUCCCGUUGCGUCGAAGUCUGCGAAUACGUCCUUCCAAAACAUGCUUUUGAGUCGUUUCUUCAGAUUAUAUGGCAUCAGACUUUACUGUCCGCGGUACAUCACAGCGAAUGGUCUCGCUUCCUCACCGCGCUCUUCGCAAUUGUCUUAGUCUCCGAUGACAGGCGAGGUGGGAUUCUCUCCCGACCUAGUGGCUCGAGAUCCUCAGCUCGACAGGAUCUAUCUAAAGCACUGACAGACAACUGGGAAUCGAUGAUUCGGGCCGAAGGAGGGGCUGGACAACACGUCCGUCACACGAAUCCCUCUUGGAGCUGGAGCGACGACGUUUCCAGAACGACCACAAGUCUCCCCAAGGUCCAUAAGAAAGGUUCGCAUUCGGCUCCGGACCUUUCGAUCGUUUCAUGCAUUCAAGCCGCACGACAAUUCUGGAAAUCAGAGUAUGGACAUUCUGUUGUCAAGUCUCUGAAAGUACAUAAACUUGCCAUUUCCACCGUUGAUGUCUCUCGCAUUCUGGUGGCGCUCCAUCUAUUCCGUGAAGAGACUAAACUGGAUAUAAUCACGGAACAUAAUGAGGCAGUCGUCUUCGACCUUGCGCCUGCUCUUGCUCAACUUGGGCAGUGGCUUGGGUGGGAUCUGUGGAAUGGAUCAAGAAACGGGUUUUAUGACCUUGACAGCGCUCGAGUUGGACAAUGUGCCAUCGAAAUGACUUCGUUCCAGACCCGAAUCGAUCCUCACCAUUCCCUACAGCAUCCGCCUUCAAUUUUUCAAUGGCUUCAACAACCAAACGGAGAUCGACGGCCUUUCUUAACUCUGGACUCGGCGAUCAAACUUGAGAGGUCGAAUAGGUUUCCGUUAACUUACUCCAAAUCUUACACAGAUAGGUUUCUCUCUCGUGUGACACCCAGAACAAUCACCUUGAGGGACUACUUUGACAAGAGCCACCAAGAUUCCUCGUCCGCAGAUCGGGUCACCUCGAUGGUCGCGUGUGGUAUAACCGCCCGCAUGAUGGAAUCUUUCCCCGAAUCUGUACGCGCUUUCCUGCAAGAAGCGGUUGUCAAAUGCCGGGCCGAUCCGCCUACCACGUGGAACAGCACACUUCUAAACUUCGUGGGUCGUGAGGAUCUUAUUCACUUGCUCAACAGAGAUACGGACUACGAGAGCCCUCCUCAACCGAGUGGCGGCCUCUCGAUCCGUGAGUUUCCGAGUCGAGAUUUACGCAGUGUUUGUCAGGGCGCGGAUGCACAAGAAAUCAUGCAUUCAAAUCCGGAGACAGACAAGUAUACAGUCUCUCGAUUGAUUUUCAACGAAGAUCGACGCCUUGCGGAGGCAGCCAAAUUGCUGGAGCCGCUUCGCGUACCAGUUGCUGAAUGCCAUCCUGAGCCGGCAUGGACCGAGUCCGAGAUUUUAGAUGCUCAGAAGGGGGUCGUCCAAUGGGUCAUGGUUCGAACAUUUUCAUUGUCCCCUGGACAGGCCAUGGUUGGGUUCGAUAGCAAAUCGCCGCUAUUGACCGAGAAGUUCAAUAUUCAUGGUUAUAACACGUCGUGCAUCAUGAGACCAAUGAACAACACGGUGAAUGCGGACCGAGCGCUGUUCACGGAGGAGAAAUACGGAUGGGCUUGGUUUCAUUCUGGCGUCUCGGCUGGCCUGAGCAUUUCAAAGAAAGCAGAAGGGAUUGACACCUCCUGGAUCGUCUUUAAUAAGCCAGCCGAUUUGAACAAUCGCCACGCGGGGCUUCUUCUCGGUUUGGGCCUAAAUGGACAUCUCAAGUCCAUUGCGAAAUGGCUGUCGUUCAAAUACUUGACCCCGAAGCAUACGAUGACCUCAAUCGGGCUACUACUUGGCUUGUCUGCUUCCUAUAUUGGGACCAUGGAUUCACUAAUCACCCGUCUCCUAUCGGUUCAUAUCACGCGGAUGCUCCCCCUCGGCGCUGCCGAGCUCAACCUUUCGCAUCACACUCAGACAGCAGGCCUCAUGGGCAUCGGCCUAUUGUACUACCAAACACAACACCGUCGAAUGAGCGAGGUGAUGUUGUCUGAAAUCGAGCGGAUUGAUCAAGAAGAAGGACCGGGCUCACCGGAUGACCUUCACGACGAAAGCUACCGACUUGCCGCUGGUUUUGCAUUGGGCUUCAUCAAUCUUGGUAAAGGACGGGAUCUUCGGGGUCUCCAUGACAUGCGCGUCAUUGAACGCCUGUUGUCUGUUGCCGUCGGUCCUCGACCAAUCGAUCUGGUACAUGUACUGGACCGAGCUACCGCUGCAGCCACCAUCGCAAUUGCUCUCAUAUACAUGAAAACUCACAACGAGCCGAUCGCCCACAAAAUCGACAUCCCUGAUACGAUUCCCCAGUUCGAUUAUAUUCGCCCUGACAUCCUUUUGCUUCGGACUGUGGCGAAGCAGCUCAUCAUGUGGAAUAACAUCCGAGCGGACGUUCGAUGGAUCAAAGCGAACCUUCCUAAGGAGCAUGCGAAUGACAUUCUGCUCGAGUUCAGAGCUCUCAAGAGCCAGCAGAUCCCAUUCUACAACAUUAUGGCCGGACUGCUAUGGUCGAUUAGCCUUCGAUUCGCCGGCAGUGGGGACAGCAGCGUGCGUGAUUUUCUCCUGGCGUACCUUGACCAAUUCAUACGCCUAUGCCAGCUCCCUGCUCCACACUAUGAUGCCAAGCUUGCAAGAACCACGGUGCGCACUUGUCAAGACCUACUCGCCGUAUCGUGCGCCACCGUGAUGGCAGGGACAGGCGAUCUUCAUGUGUUCCGAAGGCUACGUUUGCUCCAUGGGCGAGUCAGCCCCGACGUUCCAUAUGGUUCGCACCUCGCUAUCCAUAUGGCCUUGGGACUUUUGUUCGUGGGUCGCGGCACGUACACGAUCUCCACCUCCCCAUUGUCCAUUGCAUCUCUCAUCUGCGCAUUCUAUCCCAUAUUCCCGUCGGAUGUUACAGACAACAAGGCGCACCUCCAAGCCUUCCGUCACUUGUGGGUUCUGGCAGCUGCUCCCAGAUGCCUUGUUGUCCGGGAUAUUGAGACAAGAAAAGCGAUCCCAGUGGGAAUCCGAGUCACUUUGUUAACUGGAGAAGAGCUAUCAAUUUCCUCGCCAUGUCUUCUUCCUGAUGUCGACUCGAUGUCUUCUGUCCGAACGGAUAGCACGGACUUCUGGCCGAUCACCCUUGACUUUGCCAACAAUCUCCGGCUUCGUUCGGCGUUCCGCAUUACACAGACGAUCUAUGUUAGAAGGCGGCCAGUGGGCGCUGCCCAAGAAUCCACCUUCGCCGGGGCCUUGGCUGCGCUCACUGACUUACAGAGUUCUCGCACAGUCAGGGCAAUGUGGGACUGGAUUUUCGAGCUUCCUAGCCUUGUGGCGCUUUGUCCCGGGUCUAGAACACUGGCCGCUUCAUUAGUAUUGCCACGGGAUGUGGGUGGCAUAGGCGAUUUAGCCACCAGGGGAAACGUCCUGGAUCAUGUCAUGGUCCUAAAAAGGAUGACUGAAAGCUCAGUCGCUCGAGAAUUGUGGGAUAUUCGAGGCGUUUUGAAAUGGGCAGAAAUGGUGCUCGCAGAUCAACAAUCUGGGGGUCGGCUUGCAUGGUUAGGAAAGGAAGUUAUCGAGGAGAUUCGAGCUCGCGUCUGGCUACGAGGCAUGGCGCUUGGUGGAAUUCGAGCUUGACCAUAGCCGCGCUCCGAACCAG